Paraglomus occultum is the source of this 300-nucleotide messenger RNA. Lineage: Eukaryota; Fungi; Glomeromycota; Glomeromycetes; Paraglomerales; Paraglomeraceae. The record is from the annotation of a GenBank genome assembly.
AUGUGUUCAGUCCGUAAGAACCAAGAAAACCAACAGAUCCGUGAUGCUAUAGACAAUUCAAUCACCGUCCUCGACACUAUAGAACCGAACUAUCAGUUCAGUGCUGAAUCCGGUAUAUCAAAUAUGAAUACCACAGUCACGUCAUCUGCAGCUCUCGAAACGGAAACAAUAUGGGUGGAAAGGUUGUUAACUGGAAGCGUAGACGUAAUAGACCUGCUCACAAGAUGGGAAGAGUCCAGUGAUAAGCAAUUGGCUGCUUUGAGAAAUGUACUUUGUGCUGAGAAUCCUCCAGGAGCUUAC